AUGGAAGACCGUCCAUAUCCAGGACUUUUGCCUAAGCGACCGAACGUUGUCGAUAGAGGUCUCAAACCCGGACCUCUGACGAUUCCGAAGAACCUGGGAGCAUCAGUGAAAUCGCCAGUCCGGUUGAUAGCAGAGGACGAACGAUCCGAUAUACAAUCGUCCGUGUCGCCAAUGAGUCGAAGAAACCCAGGAUCGCUAGCGAGUGCCGCGCAUUCGCGCAAUGCAAGCGUGAUAUCACCGCUCAGCGUGCAACAGCAGAGUCAACAAUUCCAGCAUCCAUUCGCGACUCAUCUCCAGAACAGACAGAGCACGAGCAGGAAAGAAAAAGGCCACUCGCGGAGUGAGUCGUGGGAAAGCGACCUGCUGGACGCAUAUUCGUCCUCCGACGAUGAUAGCGUCGACCGGGCUUCAUCGUGCUAUUCCCGACGGUCGUCGCUCACGAGUAUGGGAUCUGAAUAUCCGGGGUUCGGAUACAGAUCGGCAGAUGCGUUCUCGAUCGGGUCACCAGUGGCGCUCGGAGUGUUUGACGAUACAGCGUCUGUGCUGGCAGAAUCAGUGAGUUUUAACGAGGACAAGACGAUCGCGGUGGAACAUGAUGAAGAUCAGAAAGCCAAGAAGAUAGCCAAAAAACCGUCGAUGGCGGAGGUGAACAAACCACUGCCCCGGGAACCACCAAUACAAUUGGCCCCGUUGACAGUAGUCAAACCUCCGAAAACCCCCAGAACACCCAAAACACCCAAAACAACCAUGAAUCGUGCAGAAGGCGAAGCGCAGAAACAAUGUGAUGGAAAAUGUGAUGAGCAGCGCUACGCCACUCUGCGCACAGGGAAGUCUUCCCGAGGGCCCACCUUAUCACAGGCGGAGGAAGAGUUGGAAAACGCCUUAUUGCAGUAUUGCACUAAGCCUAGUACUGCCCCGAACAAUGGAGCUAAUGCACCUAAUACUAGUGCGCGUGCUAAGCAGGCGAAAAAAGCCUGUAGCACCAGCAAUCUGACAGCCUCGCGCGGGUCACUCCCUGGUGCGCUGCAGAUAAGUAGAGGCGACAUGCAGAUGAAGCCGACUCGUCCUGCUCCUCGUCCUCCCUCCAACACUCUGCCUCAUACUAUCUUACAACAACUGGAGGAGGAGAAGAAAAAACAGCAAAACUCCAAGAUGCCUUUUCAUCUGGCUGUGCCUGGCUUUGGGCGCAAGUUGCAUCUUCGUUCCUUUAGCAGUUCCAAUAUGCGAUCGGAGAUGGAGUCCGCUGCUCUGCGCGACCGUGGAACUGAGAGCCUCAACAACAACAUCAACCACAACAAGAAAAACGACGACGACAACAACAACAACAACAACAACAACAAAGAACAAAUCCAGUCCGUUCCAGAAUCGCAGAGACCAACCUCGAUCGGCAGUGAAAGAGAGCUGCGACUUCAACUGCCUCGUCUGCAGACAAAGAAGAUGGAGCCGGUCGGACAAUGGGCCGCUGCUGCGACUGCGGCACUAGCAGCAACGAGAACACCACCAACAACGACAGCCACCACUCCCUCGACUCUCUCUGAACGUACACCAGACAGCGAGUCGAGUGUCGUCGGAGGUCCCGUCAAGCCCGUCGACCACGAAUUCACCGAAGAAAAGGUAUUUGUCUCGUCCAGCAAGAUGCGACGCAGCAACACCUAUGUCCUUCCCUACCAACUGGGCAGUCUUCAGGCCCCGGAGAUCAUCUAUGAACUCGACGGUGGUAUGCCUUCGCCCGUCAGAGUCGGCACUACCAACGUUCCGUACCCGUCAUCGCCUCCCUCGAUCACAAUGCCGAGCAUCAUGCCCGACCGGGCCGUUCAAUCGAUCCUCGAACAGGCGUCGUCGCUGGAUGACCUGUUCAGUCUUGCAGUGCUGAACCGUCAGUUCUAUCGCAUUUUCAAACAACACGAGCUCGACAUGAUCAAAGGCGCCGUCUUCAAGAUGUCUGCUCCCGCCUGGGAGCUGCGCGAGAUGAGUCCGCCCUGGGCUAGCGAAUGGCAAGUCUUCUUGGAUCCAGACGCGCAAGUGCCCGACUAUACUCCCUCCCUCUACCUCCAACGAUAUGCGCACGACAUUUUCACCCUCGCUCAGCUCAAAUCCCUCAUCUUGACCCGGUGCAGCAGCUUCCUCCGCCCCGACACGAUCCGCGGCCUGGCUGGUGUCGACUCCGAACGAGCCACAGAGAUUGACGAUGCAUUGUGGCGGAUCUGGACGUUCUGUCGGAUCUUCGGAUGCGGGAAGGGCAGAGAGAAUGAUAUCACGGGACAAAUGGACUGGUUGAAUGGCGGUGUUCAGGCCCGGAAUCAGCACACCUCGAUAACCUUCUCGAUCAGCGAGCCGUUUGGAAUGAAUAAUGUCCUGUUCGAACCGCCCGCGGGUUUCGGUCAAGGCAAUCUUGGUGGUCUAUCGAAGGGUCAGAUGUAUGACAUGACAGAGCUCUUCACCUGCUUGAACGUGUUGCUCCAGCCGAUCCAUGGGAAAUGUGCCGAGGCGCGCAGGGCCGGAGUAUACAACGGCCUAGAUGUCAAGGUCGGUGAUGACAGCAAGGAAGAAAAGUAUCUAGAGGAAUGGACAUGUUACGUCCUCACAUUAGGCCUGUCCGCCGUUUUAAGCCUCGGAUCCGUCUGCCCUAUCAAAAACCCCACCGCAACGUUCGAGAAAGCCAAAUCCAUGGGUCUGACCAAGUGGGAUCUCCUCGACGACGAUGUCACCCGCUCCUCGUUCCUCAAGGAAGCCGUCUCGAAAUCCUACAUGACCUGCGAAGCCGCCGCCGCAGGAUCCUCAUGCUCGUCCGUGCGGUCGUGCGGUGCCAGCGCCACGUCAUCGAGCUCCUCCCUCGUCGACGACAGCAGUUUCCGGUCUCGAACCAACUCGAGUUCCUCCGACCAGUCCGUCCAGGACCACCGUGUGAGACAAGCAGCGUUUGCCGCGGAACUGCGAAACCAGCGCUCCCAGCCUCGCAUCAACGUUACCCGCACCUCGUUCUCAGACGAGCGGCCUAUCUCCAGCUACACUGUCGUGAUGAACGGGCUCGAGCAGCAGUCCCGUCCGCCAGUACCGCCCAUGCCAGACCUAGCUCGCUUCAACCAGCCCGUCUUCUAUAUGCAGUCGUCUACUCGACCCGGCUCAGGCUCGGGACCCGUCCUUGACCCCGUCGACCGCGCGAUUGACAUGAUCGUGCGGGAGCUGGGGUUCAACGAGAAAGAUGCCAAGUGGGCGCUGAAAACCACCGACACGGGCGAGGGAAUUGACACGAACGCGGCUGUCGCGCUGCUCAUGAGGGAGCGUCAGAACCAGGCGAGUCACGGCCAGACUACUCAGCGACUGGGUGGUAAGCGGGGAUUGUUCUCUUCAUCGUUCUCCUCGUCCUCUUCGCGGUCUGGCCAGGGGAGUCUUUUGUCGAGUGUUAUUAGUGAGGAGUCUGGAUCGGGAUGGCGGUGGGCUUGA
Messenger RNA from Aspergillus chevalieri, 3444 nucleotides. RefSeq lists its product as uncharacterized. The record is from RefSeq and is a predicted model, not a curated record. Lineage: Eukaryota; Fungi; Ascomycota; Eurotiomycetes; Eurotiales; Aspergillaceae. Bases 1 to 3444 code for a protein of 1147 amino acids. The transcript has 2 exons.